AGCACACCUAUUAAUCACUUCGAGGCCACCACCACCUUUGUUCGAGCGAAGCUUCACUGAGUCGCGCUGUCUGUAGUGACCAUUGACCAGUGUCUGACCUACGCACAAUCUGCUAUAGCACACACCACAUUCUAAACCGCCACCAUGGUCGCCGUCCCGUCCACAGAGGACCAGGCCCUCCUGACGAGCAAGCUCAAAGACCUGAUCAAGGCUAUCGAGAGCGAGCCGGGCUUCACCCCUCCCACGCCGCACGCAGGUCUCCUGCACGUGUGGGAUUUCGUGCAGAGGAGCCACUACAUGAUGCUCAAUCUAGAAAACAUCCGCACGGGAGCCCCGAUUGAGCAUCCCGAGGCCAUUCCCAAAAAUGACAAUGCCAAGGACAAUGCUGAGAAGGCACAGAUGACAUUUACCGAUGUUGUCACGCGCAGCAUGACGAUUGAUAAACUGAUCAAGUCGCCUGCCAUGCUAGCCAUGAUGGGCGGGUCGCCAACGACGUUCAGCCAAGAUACAAAGGACAAGAGCCAGGCGGUGUUGGACAUGAUCAUGGGAUUACCGGACAACUAGGUCCAGCUGCGUCUCGGAGCAAGGCAAAGUCUGGUAAGUAUGUAUCGAUUGCGGAUAGAUUCGCAUGUCCGUGGGCCACUCGCGC
Molecule: messenger RNA, 649 nt
Organism: Emericellopsis atlantica
Lineage: Eukaryota; Fungi; Ascomycota; Sordariomycetes; Hypocreales; Bionectriaceae
Exons: 2
Coding region: 145-564 (139 amino acids)
Source: RefSeq, a predicted model, not a curated record